AUGGACGACGACGUCAAGUCCCAGCAUGGCGAUGUUGAGGUUGCUGAAGGUGUCGCGGCAAAUGCACCGGCUACCACUCACGAAGGAGAGCCACAAGUCGACGUACCCGAGACGACAGUCGAGGCCACAGAAGACGCGGAUGACUCUGCCUUGGACACAAGCAUCGCUUCCCAACAGCACGACGAUGAGAACGAAGUUAUAGACCCGGCCGAAGGCGGAGACGCCGCGGAGGACGCACCGAUUGACGAUGCCAUUCACGAUGUUGACAACGCGGACAUGGACCAAGACCACUCACACCUUGAGGAUUCAAUUGUCGAUGAUGACGAAGCUAGUCAUCAUGGAGUCGAUGUCCAAGCGGAAGAAGAGUCCGUUAUGCCGAGCAUAGAGAGCGAAAUCGUAGACGACAUGGGCGAGGAGACCUCGUCACGGAAGCCCUCACCUCGAAGAGCCUCCGCACGCACCGAGGCACUCAUACAGGCUGCUGCUCGAGAUAUUGUGGCUCAAAUGGAGACACACCGAAGCAGUCAAGAGCAUGAGGACCAUGGCGAUGACUCAGUUAUGAGUUACCAGACAGAUGGCGACCAAGGCGAUCACUCUGUGCUGAGCUCUCAUACAGUUGCCUCUGACGGCGAGCAACACGAUCAAAGUGAAUUAUCCGUGGAAGAUCACAGUGAGCUUCACGAGGAGUCGCAGAUACAGCAUUCAUUCCAUGAGGAGUCAAGCUCUCCACAGCCAGCCGAUGAAGCAGCGGACAGCAGCUCCCAUCACGAAGGCACAGAUGAGGAUGUCUUUAGUGACAAGAGCCCCAGAAGCUCUUUGGGUUCUUACGAUGGAGGGUCUGAGUCUGGCAAGGGCACCGCAGUACCUGACAAUGUCACGGUAGCUACCCGAACGCCCCGCAUCUCGGACAUCUCUCAAUAUGACAGAGACGACGACUUCAUUCCCACAGUACGGGGCACGCCUCGUCCUCCUUUCCGCACACCAUCCGAUGUCCACGCUAUGCAGAUGUCCUCGCCAGCCCCGUCAGUCUUUGGAUCCGUGCUUGGCUCGCCUCGAUCAAGCAAACGGACUUUCCCAACUGUGUCACGUCUUGGGAGCCCGGUUGCGUCUGCGCAAUACUCGCCCAAGAACAGAACGCCAUCUCGGUUCAAGGUCAAGGAGGCACCUCUUGUCCUUCUUCACGUUACGCUUGUGCCGCUCCGAUGGAUGUGGGGCGAUGUGAUUGAUAGCCUGGACCCGUCAGAGAUGAGUGAUGAGGCAAAAACUCUUCGCGAAUCGUGGAGGAUGUUGCAAGACCGGAUGGGCGACACAGUGCUCGAGAGGGGCAUCCUUCUUGGCCAUCCUCAGAACGACUAUGAGAUUCUCGAGGAGCGCCUCCUGGAAGCACUAGACUUGCCCAUGCGCAGACGCGCUCGGAUAUUGGAAUGCGGCCAUUACCUCGGCCCGGCCAAUGAGCAUAGCGUUGGUGACGACUCUGAAGGAGAGGAUGAUUAUGAAACUAUCCAUCCCGAGGCAAAGCGACAUUGGUGCAACACCUGCAAGAGUGAUAUUCGGUAUGAUUCACUUGGCGCCGGCAGGAUCUUCCGCGUCAAGGUCUAUGCUAGCAACGGACUUAUGAGGGCGGGUGCUUGGGCCGCGUGUUGGAAGGAGAUGGAGCGAGUGGACGUCGAACUUGAGCCAGUCGUUGAGCCAGGCCUCCACGAGGAGUUGGCUCGCCUUGAAGCUGCUCUACAAGAGCGCGAGGCAGCACAGCAUCAACAGCUGGAUAUCGCAUCGGAGAUAAUGCAACAAGUCGAAGAGCAGCAAGAUACGGCGUCGAGUGAGCAGCCUGAUCUUAUCCAUGCACAACUCGAGAUUUCGUCCACGCAACCAGAGCCUGCCACUGGACGCAGAUCACUGGGCGAGGAGCGUCGACGACAGGAUGAAGAGCGGUUGCGGGAGAUUUACGGCACUACGCCAGAACUGCCAACAGAAUACAGUUCUGAAGCACAUCACUCACACCCUGAUUCGUACAUUCCGCCGCCUUCGCCUCGGUCCCCUUCAGAGGAGGCCUAUGAGCGCAGAGAGAGCCGUCGCCGAUCCUAUCAGUCCGAUUCACUAUCGGAGCUGCUGCUUCAGUCUGUCAAGGUCCUCAUGCAAGACCGCAAGAAUAUCGUAAUCAUCGCGCUGAGCAUUUUCGUGCUUCUUAUGGCUUUGCGCACCACACCCCAGCAACCUCGCGUUGAUUCGACUGCCUUUGAGAUAAAGAUGGCACCACAGAUCCAGCAUUCGACUGUUCCCGAGCCAGUUCAGCUUGUGCAGGACUCGGCACCCAUCGCAGAGCCUGUUGUAAGCUAUGCCACGACUUCGCAGAGCUACGCAUCGCAGCCAAGCUUUACACCCGAGAGUGUGGCCCCUAAGAGCAUCGACAGCGCCCAGGAUCCUUGCUCGACCCAAAGUGGGAUCCUUGAGCCUCCUGCGAAAGCUAUUGAGCCUGCAGUCUCGCGAUCGGCUUCGCAGGAGAUCAGCACCCAGAGAACUACUGUACGAGUUAUGGAGACAGUCACUGAGACUGAGACCCUGAGAAUUGAAACUGUCACCGAGACGGAGACGAUGCGAGUCAAGGCUACUGUGACUAUGACGGAGUCCUCGCAGGCUGCCAAGCCCACACUGCCCGCUCUUGAGCAGGCAGCCUACACCCCUGGGGUAGAUGGUCCUCUUGAGUUGCCUUCGGGCGAGGCACGGAUGGAACUCUAG
Messenger RNA from Neoarthrinium moseri, 2736 nucleotides. RefSeq lists its product as uncharacterized. Lineage: Eukaryota; Fungi; Ascomycota; Sordariomycetes; Amphisphaeriales; Apiosporaceae. The transcript has a single exon. The record is from RefSeq and is a predicted model, not a curated record. The coding region runs from base 1 to 2736 and encodes 911 amino acids.